CGAGCUGUGAAAGUCACAGAAAACUACAAAAGCAUGUGUGUGCCAGCCUACAGGUCUGCAGGUGCUCCUGCGGAAUGUCUCCAGUGCACAGAUUAAUACCAGUUUAUCAUGGGCUGCAAUAAUAAAACAACAGCGCAGUUCAGUUUUUUGAUCGCCCUGCUUUCAGGCUUCCUGUCUGCAUUCGCUGUGAGAUCUGCAGCUUCAGAAGGAGGCUCUAAUGGAUCAGUCUCCACAGUCUUUAAAAGCCCUGCAGGAGCGGCCUGUACUGUCCCGGGGAGGGAGUGUCUUAAUGGCGGUACUUGCUACAAGAACAGCCAGGGAAACAUCCUGUGCAGUUGCCCACCUGGAUUCCUGGGCACACUGUGCCAGACCAGUAACCCCUGCCAGAACAACCCCUGCCAGCAAGGAGGCUCCUGUCAGCCACACAGAGAGGGGGGUGGCUACACCUGCACCUGCCGGACAGGAUUCGAAGGGCACCAUUGUGAGCAGGACUCAGACGAGUGUCUUGAGCAGAUCUGUAGAAACGAAGCCCUCUGCUUCAACACCUUCGGGGGCUUCGUGUGUGCCUGCCAGACCGGCUGGGGGGGCACGCUCUGCGAUGUGCGGGAGGAUGUCUGCCUGUCCCGGCCCUGUCACAACGGGGGCUCCUGCGUGGUCAAGCCUGACGGGGCCUUCAUCUGCAGCUGCCCCUCCGGCUUCACUGGCCUCAUCUGCCAGAUCAACAUGGACGACUGUGCCAGCAACCAGUGUGGCCCAAACUCUGUGUGUGAGGACGGGAUCGGGGCCCACACCUGCAUCUGCAACGAGGGCUACACUGGUAUAUUCUGUACUGAAAUCCUGGACAAGUGUUUAUCAGCACCCUGUCAAAACAAUGGAACAUGUGUGGACAUUAUCUUUGACUACAACUGCGAGUGCCCGACAGAGCCUCUGAAGUAUAGCGGUAGAAACUGUGAGGAGCUGUAUGACCCGUGCUCACAGCAGCCCUGCGCCAGCUACAGGAACUGUACCAGCACUCUCGGAACUGAAGAGUACCAUUGUAGCUGCCCAACAGGCUUCACGGGCACCAACUGCACUAUCAAUAUCAAUGAAUGUGAUAGCAACCCGUGCAUAGAAAACAAGACUGAGUGUGUGGAUGGCAUCAAUGGGUACACCUGCCAGUGCCGGAAUGGCUACACCGGGGAUGACUGCCAGUCUAAGAUAACCAGUUGUGCCGCUGAGCCCUGUCUUAAUAAUGGGAGCUGCAGUGACCGUCCUGAGGGCUACCUGUGUGAGUGCACCCCCGGGUUCAGGGGGGAGCACUGUGAAGCCAAUAUCAAUGAAUGUCAGCCCAGCCCGUGUAGAAACGGAGCCAUCUGUGUGGACGGAGUGAAUGCAUACCACUGCUUCUGUGUGCCUGGGUUCCAGGGCUAUAACUGUGAGAUUGACAUCAAUGAGUGUGCCUCCCGGCCCUGCAAGAACAACGGGAGCUGUAUCAACGAGAAGGACCACUAUAUGUGCGCGUGCCUCCUGGGGUUUACAGGAGUGAACUGCGAGGUGGAGAUAGACGAGUGUGAGUCCGGGCCUUGUCAGAACGGUGCUACCUGCAGUGACCAUGUGGGCCUCUACACCUGCACCUGUCCUGAGGGCUACGAAGGGCUGGAGUGCCACAUGAACAUCGACGAGUGUGCCAGCCAGCCCUGCCACAACGGAGCCUCCUGCCUGGACCUGGUCAAUGGGUAUAUGUGUAACUGCAGUGACACCGGCUUUGUAGGAGAGAACUGUGAGAUUGAUAUCCCUGAGUGCGACUCGAAUCCGUGCUUCAAUAACGGCAGCUGUGUGGAAGGAGUCAAGAACUACAACUGCCUGUGCUGGAGCGGCUAUGAAGGGCACCACUGUGAGCUGGAUAUCGAUGAGUGUGAAGAGCAGCCCUGUCAGAACGGUGCUCUGUGCUACGAGCGCUCCAACCAGAUCUAUUACGGGGAGCUGGCGGAGUUCCAACAGGAGUUCAGCUACAGGACAGCAGCGGGAUACCUGUGUCACUGCCAGCCAGGCUUUACAGGGAAGAACUGCUCUGUGAACAUCAAUGAGUGUGCCUCCAUGCCUUGUCAGAACAGGGGGAGCUGUGAGGAUCUCAUCAACGGAUACCAGUGUCUGUGUGAACCUGGCUUUACAGGAGUGGGCUGCGAGACCAACAUUGACGAAUGUGAAAGCAACCCCUGUGCGAACGGGGGCCAAUGUGAAGACGGCAUCGACGACUAUACCUGCCUGUGCCCUGCAGCAGGACAAGACGCCACCCCCUGGGGAGGCAAAAACUGUGACACCCAGUUGGUGGGCUGCCAGGAGAACGACUGUCAAAACGGAGCGACAUGCCAACCGACCUACCAGAGCGGCACUCACAACUACUCCUGCCACUGCCCCCCGGGUUUCUAUGAUGACCACUGCAACACCUCAACCACAUUUUCCUUCACAUCAUCAGGCUACAUUCUCAUAGAGGUUCCGCUGACAAACAGAACCAAGAGGGGCGUGGGCACCACCAAAGCCAGCAUCAGCCUCCGAUUCAGGACCACCUUACCUGAUAGGAUUAUAUUUUACAGGGGGGACAACUCAGACUACAUGUACCUGGAGAUCGUCGAGGGCCUCCUUCAUGCUAGGGCAGUGCUAGGGGGCUCUCACGUCAAUACAUCUCUGCCUAGAAAAGUAAAUGAUGGCCAGUGGCAGGAAAUCAGUGUGACUUUGAAAGAUGGUUUAGUGCUGGCCCAUACAAACUGUGAGGAUGGAGACUGCACAAAGACCCAGGAGGGCCAGGAACUGCUCCGUAAUAUUCCAGAGUCCUUCAAGAUGGUCUCUGUUGGUGGGGUCCAGUUUGAGUUCUUACUCAACAACACUGAAAGCAGGAUGAAUUUCACUGGCUGCAUAGAGGACCUCCUGAUUGAUUCCCACCCCGUGCUUCCUCAGAGGAUUUCUGAGAGCAUGGCGGAGGGAUUGCAGCUCGGCUGCAGCAAGCCGGAGUGGUGCGAGCCCAACCCGUGUUCAGAUCAGGGCAGCUGUGUGGAUCUGUGGACCAGCUCCAGAUGCCACUGCUUCCGUCCUUUUCAUGGGCCCAAUUGUUCUAACGAGUACACAUCAGCAACCUUCAGCCAGGAAGACAGCACUAGUUCCGCCUCCUUUAACAUCAGCAGCAGUCACGGCUCCAACUUCACAGUCUCCUUUUUCCUGCGCACGCUGAAGCAAGAGGGCUUGAUAUUUCAGCUCAGUAAUGACACAGGCCCAUACUUCACCCUCUAUCUGAAGAUGGGCAGGAUCAACGUGCAGACCCUGUCGGACACCCCUGCAGUGGCGCCCAUGUACUGUGCCAACGGAGAGAAGCAGCUGCUCACCGUGCAUUCCAGUGAUGGCAGGGUCACGGUCGGACAGUCUCAUCUGGAUUAUAAACUGACCCAGCUGCCUUCCGUCUCAGUCGAGGCUGGGGAUGUAGCCCAUGUUGGAGGCCUUUCUGUGGAAGAGGAUGCAUCUGCCUGGGGAGGGUAUUUCAAGGGCUGUUUGCAGGACCUGCGGCUUGACAACUCGCUCCUGGAGUUCUUCCCUCUGGAGAACGGUAACUCCAGCAUGACAAAAGACAUGUACGGCUUCAGGAAGACUGUUAAUGUCACGCAGGGUUGCCACAGCGAUGACACCUGUCGGUCUGGACCCUGUGAGAAUGGAGGCUCCUGUCAAGUGACCUGGAACGACUUUGUCUGCUCGUGUCUUGCGAACUUCACCGGCAGGACGUGUGAAAGGAGAGUGUGGUGCAGCAGCAGCCCCUGUCCACACCUCAGCCAGUGUGUGGACGUGCCUGGGGGCUACGAGUGCAGAGCAAAUGCAACAUUUCAGGAAAACAACACUAUUGAAUAUGCUGCCAACAAGUCUCUCAACUGGCCAGUAACAAGCAUUUCCCUGGACGUGAGGACCAGAGAUGGGAAUGCGGUUCUUCUGCGAGCCACCAACCAAGUGGAACUUUUCUGCAUUGGACUCCACAACUCCACACUGCUGGUCAAGCUGAGGACAGAGAACAGUGUGGAAAUAGUCACCAUACAGAGCGACUUCCCCAUCACAGACGGCCUGUGGCAUAACAUCAUGGUUGGUAUGAUGGAACCGAAGCAGGGGUCAUCGAGAUGGGCCAUCACGGUGGACGGGAAACAGAACGGAACCAGCCUGGGCGAGGCUGGCAACCUCAACUUCCUCAACGAAUCUACUGUGAUGCUGGCUGAGAAUUACACAGGCUGCCUCGGGACUGUGAGAGUGGGUGGAGUGUAUCUCUCUUUCACCGAAGACCACACAGUACCGCAGCGGGAGCAGUUUAUCAAGCGCAGCGGGGAAGAGAUUCAAAUCGGGUGCAGAGGAAACCCGGUCUGCACUCCAAACCCCUGUUACCAUGAGGGAAAGUGUGAGGAUCUGUUUAACUUCUUUGAGUGCAGUUGUCCCCAGGGCUGGGGUGGGCUAUAUUGCCAGUCUAAUAUUGACGACUGCCAGUCCAGUCCCUGUCUCCAUGGCAAUUGUACUGACUUGCUGGCUGGCUACAAGUGCGACUGUUACCCAGGUUACACUGGGAGGGACUGUGAAACAAACAUUGAUGACUGUGCUGAAAACCUGUGUCAGAAUGGAGGGGUGUGCUCUGAUGGUAUCGACACUUUCAGCUGUGCCUGCCCUCAUCAGUUCACAGGUCCUCUAUGCCAGUGGCCCUACCCGCCAUUGCAGUGUGGGAAGGAGUUCUGGUGUCAGAACGAUGGAGACUGUGAAGAUGGCAUCUGGGGAGCUAAAUGUACCUGCAGGACUGGCUUCACUGGAGAGAGCUGUGAAACUGAUAUAAAUGAGUGCGUCCCCAACCCCUGCCUCAACAGUGGCACCUGCCGAGACCUGGUCAACAAUUACGAGUGCAGCUGCGGUGCCAGCUAUGUGGGACAGCGCUGCGAGACUGAUAAACAAGAGCAGACAGACACAAUCCCCGUGGUGGUGAUAGCUGUGCCGGUGGUCUGCGGCUGCUUGCUGCUCAUGAUUAUCGGCCUUAUUUUCAUGGUGCUCACUGCAAGGAAGAGGCGGCAGUCUGAGGGGACCUACAGCCCCAGCCAGCAGGAGGUGGCAGGGGCCCGCUUGGAGAUGGGCAGCGUCCUCAAAGUGCCCCCGGAUGAGCGCUUGAUCUGAAUGGCGCCUCCCCCUUCCUGGGUAGGACUUUGGAAUGGUUGGCAUCAGAGUUGCUUGACUGACUCUGUACACGUUGAUUUGUACAGCACUUGGACAUUGGGAUUGCUGGAUUUUACUUACUACUGACUUCUGUCUUAUACACUGAAUUGAUUCCACUCAAGCAGUACAGGGGUCCUGCUAGACUACACUGUACUGUAAUGAUGUAAUGAAAUGACUGGACAGAGGUGGGAUAUGAGUUUUAUAAUUAGCUACUGGUAGGGGAUGUGUUAGAUGCCUUGAGUCUCCUGUUUUAUAUCAAGUCAAGCUCAGAAAAUCACUUCAUGAACUCAGCCCAGCAUUUCUAGAUAGCUGUGGCUGGUUAUAGUUCAUGUGAAGUGCCUUGUUCUGAGACUAAAUUACAAUAACCUUUUUUUUAUAUCUAGGCCUAAUCUGGAAAAUGUAUAAAUACGUUUUGUGCUUUUUUUAAGGCUACACAACUUAAAUUAUUAUUGUUCAGGAUGUUUGAAUUUCCUUGCAUUUUGUAAAUGCCUGCAUUGUUUUGUGUAAACCAGGAUGAUUCCAUCUAAGAGCUAGAAUCUCGUGGAUUUAAUCAGUUAUACCAACAGUGCUAAUGUAAGUUUUGGUAAACAAAGUUGGAAAUGUUUGUUUCCCUAAACUUCUUUAGUAUCACUGAGAAUGUUAUGAUGUGUUUGGAGUCCUAACACAGUAAUUGAACACAUGAUCUGUUUGGCCUCAAGCACUGUGCCACUCUUUAAACGGUGCUGUUUGUAGUUCAAGCUCCUUCAUCUUGAACGACAUCUUUGAACUCUGUGCCACUACUGAAUCUCAAAAACCUAUAAAUAUCCUGAACAAUCUCAUGUAUAAAACUGGACAUGGUGUAUAUGUAUUAUUUGAUUAAGACAGAUUUUUGGUAAUACAAAUGGUGUUCAAUUCCCCAAAGAAACAAUAACUUUGUUGUCUACAAUUAACUUUGUUAUCUACUUAACGGUUUUGUUUGGAAGAAUGUCCUGGAAAAAAUGUAAUCCACAUAAUUUGCAUAUAUGUGUGAACCUUACCAUUCUCGUAUAACAAUAGCUAGCAAUAAUUCAAAUAAAAACAUCAUCAGUAUACCACUACUGAUACUGAAAAAACAGUGCUGUUGGAUGGUACAAAAUAAACCAGUGUUACAGUAUGACGACAGUCUCGGUACCCUUUAUAAACCGUUAAUAAACAGCGAUGAAGUGGUUGGUACCGGUAUAAAAACCUAGAACCAGAAAUCUGUUCUGAAAAACAAGGACUGGUUCAUUUCAAAUUCACAUCUGCUUGUAUAGAAUUUAAAACGAAUCCCCCAAAAACACAGCCCCUUUAGAAUUCUGAUACUGUUAAAAAUGUACAGUUAAAGAGAUGACAGGUUUGAUAGUGUACAGUUCAUCUAUGACUGUUUCCUAAGUAUUCAUUAUGUUUAACUUUGAAUAUAUUAUUUUCACAUGAGGUUUGAAUACAUAUUCUCUGGCUAGUCUUGCUACUGUUUGUUUCCACACUCUGUGUGACGGCUAGUACAGUACGCCUGUAUCAUCACUGUACACACACUGUGUGUGAGGGCUAGUACAGUACGCCUGUAUCAUCAGUGUACACACACUAUGUGAGGGCUAGUACAGUACGUCUGUAUCAUCACUGUACACGCUUGUUUCUUCCGUCAAAAACCUCCAGUCCAUAUUACUUGGUUUCUGUAUCUGAUCUCCAGAAGUAACAUGCUGUCUAAUACAGUAUUCAGCAUGUAAGCUAUUGAUUUUGUGCUGCGUUGCAGGGGCAGGGUGAGAUUCUUGGGUUUUCAUGCACUGUAACCUUGCUGACCUCUGUUCUAUACACUAGUAUACCAUUCAUAAAUAUAACAUGCUAUGGCAAUUCAUUAUAAACAUGUACUUAAUAAGGUCUGAAAGAAACAUUAGUAUUAGUUUAUGUCUAAUUGUCUUUCAGCUUGGUACUGGACAAUUUAUGAGAACCAGAACUCACUACCGAUCUACCGAAUGUUACCGGAGGUCAAAUUCUAGUGAGUGAAUAGCCAUGGAAUAUGUAUUUAAUGGGCUCUACAUGAUUACGCACUUUGUUGCAGUGAUACAAUAGAGAUUUUGGACAUGAUCAGAAAUCAGGAGCAGCUGGAUAGCUUUUGACAGCUGUGCCAAUUUGCAAUUGCUUAAAAUGUACAUGAUAGAAACUAUUGUACAAAAGAGGACUUCUAAAAUGUGUUUAAUGCAUUUAAGAGGGCCUUACUGUCAUCGAUAUGUUUUGAUGCAGACUACUGAAAGAAAUCCCCAUAAGUAUUUUUUUUUAUUUUUUAUUGCAAGUUCCCAACAAGAACAUAACAGGACCCCUUGUGGUCAGAAAGAGUCAGUGUUUUAAAGAGACCAACCUUUUUCUUUUUUAAACACCCUGCAGUCUCUCAGCAUGGAUUCUUUAAGGAGACAGAGAAAUAAUUCUGAAAAAUAAAUAAGAUGCAGCUUGAUUUAUUUUAUUUAAAAGAAAGACGUAUUUUCUAUCUUGUCCAUAUAAUUUACAUCAACACUAAAACUUUAACAUCAGUUAUUGUAAUAGAAAAAUCCUAUUCCCAAAUUAUGGCAAUAGUGUUGUUUGAAAUGUGAAAAUGAAGAUGUUAUCGUACUGCUUUUUAAUAAAAUGUUUUUAAUGAAACCACAAUAUUUCUUUAUUUGUAUUUUUACCAGUUUUAUAUUCUGAAAAUUGGCCAACUAAUUUAUACCAAGGACAUCCAUGAAUGUAAGUGUGUAGAUUUCCCUAACCAAUACAAGGCUGUGUGAUUAACACAGAUACCUGCUAACUUCACUGACACCGCACAUGGCCAUUUCAAAAUAAUCACCUGGGUCCUGAUUAAAAGGGCUUUGCAGUGAUAUGCACAUACUGCUUUAGUGACAAACGUAAUCAAAAAAACCAAAAGACUCACAGUUAAACUGAGAGGUAAAACUAAAAUAAGUUAAGUAGAAACAAAACCGUGUACCUUGUAUAAUGUUUGCGUAAUGUUUUUUGUUUGUUUUGUUUUUCAACUCUUUGGUCAUCAAUGCUUUGUCCUUUUGUAGCUUGAUUUUCUACACCUCUUGUUUUGUUGCUUGUUUUUUAUUGAAAUGACAGUAGCACAGAGCUGUAUGUAGAUUAUUUGUAUUAAAUGAAAUGUAUUGUUCAGAUUA
Acipenser ruthenus (sterlet) is the source of this 8333-nucleotide messenger RNA. RefSeq names its product protein crumbs homolog 2. The transcript has 16 exons. The coding region runs from base 109 to 5157 and encodes 1682 amino acids. Gene Ontology annotation, cellular component: protein-containing complex; plasma membrane. Gene Ontology annotation, biological process: heterophilic cell-cell adhesion; establishment or maintenance of epithelial cell apical/basal polarity. Gene Ontology annotation, molecular function: calcium ion binding. Lineage: Eukaryota; Metazoa; Chordata; Actinopteri; Acipenseriformes; Acipenseridae. The record is from RefSeq and is a predicted model, not a curated record.